Melospiza melodia melodia is the source of this 1547-nucleotide messenger RNA. RefSeq names its product inhibin subunit alpha (gene INHA). Gene Ontology annotation, molecular function: cytokine activity; growth factor activity. Lineage: Eukaryota; Metazoa; Chordata; Aves; Passeriformes; Passerellidae. Gene Ontology annotation, cellular component: extracellular region. Bases 1 to 993 code for a protein of 330 amino acids. The transcript is spliced from 2 exons. The record is from RefSeq and is a predicted model, not a curated record.
AUGCUGCUGCUGCUGCACCUGCUGCCUGCCAUGCUGCCCAGCGCCGCCCUGGCCAGCUGCACCGCGGCCGGCCCCGACCGGCAGCUCGUCCUGGCCAAGGUGCGGGCCCGGGUGCUGGAACACCUGAGCCCCCCCCUGCUCCAGGAGGAGCCGCAGAUGGAAGCCAGGAGGGUGCACCGGAGAGACGUCCUUGAAAGCACCGAAGUGGAGCCAGAGGAGCUGGAGGACACCUCCCAGGUGAUCUUGUUCCCUGCCACAGAUGUUCCCUGUGAGCCCACACAGCCAGACAAGCUGCUGGAGGAAGAAGGGAUUUUCACCUACCUCUUCCAGCCCUCGGCACACACCCUGAGCCGUGUGGUGACUUCUGCCCAGCUCUGGUUUUACACGGGCCCCUCGGCCGCCCCCAACCACUCCACCCCUGACGUGCUGACCCUGUCACCUCAGGGCCGGGUGCCGGUGCCGGCCAUGGUGGAGCGGACGCCCGAGCACUGGACCGUGUUUCACCUGGCCCCGGUGCUGCUGCCCCAGCUCUGGCAGCCACUCUUCGUGCUCCUGGUGCGCUGCCCUGGCUGCCCCUGCCUGGCUGAUGGGGACAAGAUGCCUUUCCUGGUGGCCACCACCCGGGCCAAGGGCAGCGAGAGGGCUCGUCGCUCUGCCAUGCCCUGGUCCCCAGCCGCCCUGAGCCUGCUGCAGCGUCCAUCCGAGGAGCUUGCUGCCCACACCAACUGCCGCCGGGCUUCCCUCAACAUCUCCUUCGAGGAGCUGGGCUGGGACAAGUGGAUCGUGCAUCCCAGCAGCUUUGUGUUCCACUACUGCCACGGGAGCUGCGCCGCGGGCCACGGGCUGAGCCACCGGCUGGGCGUGCAGCUGUGCUGCGCCGCCCUGCCCGGCACCAUGCGCUCCCUGCGCGUCCGCACCACCUCCGACGGCGGAUACUCCUUCAAGUACGAGACGGUGCCCAACAUCCUGGCCCAGGACUGCACCUGUGUCUAGGGCACCCUGCAGCCCAGCCCCGGACCGUGAGCCCACCCAGGAGGAGUUGCUUGCCCAGUGGAACCCUGGCCGCUGGGAUGGGGCAGUUUGGCUGUACCACCCUCCCUUGCACACGCCGGAUUUUUGGGCUGGCCCUGGUACCAUCACACUGGCAGACUUGGCCUAGGGCCAGUCACAGCUCAGAGCAAAUCAGGUCAUGGCUGGGCAUAGAUAGGCACAGCCUAUGGCAAAGGCAUCGCUGCCCUGCCAAAGCCAGGCUGCCGUCUGCAACCAGAUUAGCCCUCAUCUCUCCCACCUGCUUCCCUCCUGCAGUUCUGCACCUCCACAAAGAUCAGUGUCUUCCUCCUGCUGCAGAGUUCAACAGCAUCCCCCGUGCUCCAGGCAGGGCCAGGCUGCUGCAGCAGGAUCAGGAGGUGCCUGGGUGAGCCCAUGAACCUCACACUGGUGGGCAGGGUGGUAGCACACAUGGCACCACAAGUGAGCCCUCUUCCAGCAGCACAGUUUGUUGGAAAGCUUCAUGGGAUGAGUAAAAUAAACCUGUUCCCUUUACUAAA